AUGAAAUCAUUCCCGACAUCAAAGGCUUACAAGAUGGUAUUUGUUGUUAGAAAUGAUUUGAAUAUGGGUAAAGGAAAGAUUGCUGCUCAAUGUUGUCAUGCAGCUCCAACACAAAUCACCAACCAAGAUAUGCAACAAUGGAAACAAUAUUUACAUGACUGGGAAGUAACAGCUGAAGCUAAGAUUUGUCUUAAAGCAGAUAGUGAUAAGGAAUUGGAUAAUUUAUUUCAAAAAUGUUUACAACAACGUUUGAAUUGUUAUCUUGUUGUUGAUGCUGGAAGAACUCAAAUUGAAGCUGGAUCGAAAACAGUACUUGGAAUUGGUCCAGCUCCUGUAGAAUUAAUUGAUACUGUUACAAAACAUUUGAAAUUAUUGUAA
Molecule: messenger RNA, 378 nt
Organism: Naegleria gruberi
Lineage: Eukaryota; Heterolobosea; Eutetramitea; Acrasida; Naegleriidae
Exons: 2
Coding region: 1-378 (125 amino acids)
Cellular component (GO): mitochondrion; cytosol
Molecular function (GO): peptidyl-tRNA hydrolase activity
Source: RefSeq, a predicted model, not a curated record